CGGUUCGAUUACUUAUUGUUUCCUCUCUCUCUCUCUCUCUCUCUCUCUCUCUCUCUCUCUGUUUGAAUUGCAGGAUGAAGGCUCUUCCCUGGGUUUGCUGCACUAUUUUCAUCAUGAAUGAACUCGAAGAUCACGGAGAAUAAUGGUACGAAGGGGACAUAAGUUUGACAUUAUCUAUUAGCAGGAGGGCAAGAAGAAGAAAAUAGACAUUGAUUGUUGGAUCCAGAAAAUCAAAUAGGUCGAGAAAGGUAUAGUAUCUUUCUCUUAUUUGUAUUAUUACAAUUGCUUGAAAAGGCUUUCAAUUCAUAUUUAGGUGUUGCUUUUCAGAAAUACAUGUGAAAAAAUAGCCUAACAACUUGUUUCUAAAUGGCCACGGAGUAACCAAGCUUUGGAUCAUGCCGCAUAAGAGAACCAAACUUUUGAGAAAAGAGGAAGAAAGAUGUUUGUUGGGAUGAUUAGUGGCAACAAAAUUCAACACCCAAUCAUGGAAUUAAUUUUAAAUAUUGGUGAUAAAGUUAAUUUGUAUUGCACUUUUUAUGUCCCUAUGGAUCGGUGACCAAAUAUGUUGAGUGGUGUAAUCAUGAAAUCUUCCUUCUUAACAAACUAGUCCCCCCACUAAACACCAAGCUGCUUGCUUUCCCUUCCUUGAUAUCAGCCCUUACCAUACCAAUUUUCCCCAUUCCCUUUCAUUCUCUGGCCGCUCCUUUGUAUCCUAUGACCUAUACUCGUUAGUUCAAUUUCAGCAACACAUCUCGUCGAGUACCAAAAUUAUUACCUAGCUGUGCUGCUCAUGGAAAAUCCACGCUCAACCUAGCUAGAUCUUAGUUAGCGGGUAAAAGGUUCAUAUAAUUACAUAAUUCGAAUCGACUAUAAUCGAAUCCCAAUGUACUCGAUGUUCAAUACGAUCUAUGAUUUUGUGCUUUCGUUCAACUUGGUCCCCCAGAAACAAAAUGAGGUAAGCAACUUAUGUGAAACAAUUCAUAAAACGGUAGAUUUUCAUCACAAUCAUCUCAAAAAAAAUUUAAAAACCCCAAACAAUCUCAAAAUAAAUAAAAACUUACCCCCUCAAUCGUCAUCUUUCCUUCUCCAACUUCUUAAUUAUGAAUUUUAAAUCAAACUCGUUUCGUCUAAAUGAAAUUAUAAUCAAGGAUAGAAGAACGGUAUAUUUUCUGGAUGAUAGCAUGACACGAAUUUUUUAUUUUGCACUUAAAUUCUGUUUUGGUGAUUAACCAUAAUCAAAGCUCCCAAAAUAGAAAAUUUAUUAGUCGAAUUUACUUACUAUCUGUCCCUCCCAAAUUAAAUUUUCCCCAGUCUCCUAGUCAACUAAUUACCAUGAUCAUCGACGAGUUUGACUAAAUUUAAAUUACCAAACCCAUUACCGACGAAAGUUUCCAUUUCCUCUCCCUUUGAUUCCUCUUCCUUGCCAUAUUUUGCCCAUUCUCUAUUCCCAUUCAUCUCCGCCUCCUCCCAGCACCUACAAACCCACUAUAUUAGCAGACAAAGAAGACAACACGCUAAGCCAGUUGCAGAGAAUACAGCAACAGAACAACAACUUCAUUCAUAUAAUGGGGACGACAACGUCGUCUAUGGCGGCAAAACUGGCCUUCUAUCCGCCGAACCCGCCGACGUAUAACGUCUCGGCCGACCAAGUGACCGGUAAGCUCCACCUCAGCAUCCGGGGUCACCGGCCGAGGAGGGCCGUCGACGUGGAAGUCAUGAAGCUGCCCACGAACAAAGGGAACGAAAUAGUGGCGAUGUUUGUGAAGAACCCGUCGGCUUCCCUCACCCUUCUUUACUCCCACGGAAACGCCGCCGAUCUGGGCCUCAUGUACUUCAUCUUCACCGAGCUCAGCUCCCAUCUCAACGUCAAUCUCAUGGGGUAUGAUUAUUCAGGGUAUGGGCAGUCCUCUGGAAAGCCAAGUGAACAAGACACUUAUGCAGACAUCCAGGCAGCCUAUAAAUGCCUGAAAGACAAGUAUGGGAUGAAGGAGGAAGACAUAAUACUGUACGGGCAGUCACUUGGGAGCGGACCUGCACUUGAACUGGCUACCCAUUUGCCCCAACUAAGGGCACUCAUCCUCCACAGCCCUAUCCUCUCUGGCCUCAGAGUCAUGUACCCUGUCACCACGAGUUGCUGGUUCGACAUCUACAAGAACAUUGACAAGAUCCCAUUGGUAAACUGCCCGGUUCUUGUAAUCCAUGGAACAGAUGAUGAAAUUGUGGACUUUUCCCACGGGAAGCAGUUGUGGAAGCUGUGCAAGGACAAGUACGAGCCACUGUGGGUGGAGAAAGGGAAGCAUUGUGACUUGGAGACAUUUCCUCAAUACUUGACCCACCUACAAAAGUUCGUCUCCGCUGUCGAGAAGAUCCCUCCCCAGCUUUGCGAUGCGAACAAUUUGCCCGACGGUUCACCGAUUGUGAUGCAUCGCGGUGAUAAGACCUCGGGCGUUAAGGAGAGGUCUAGGAGGAGGGUGAGCGCGGAUCACUGGGAUGGCAAGCGAAGGCAGAAGGACAAGAGCUCUGAGGAGCAGAGGAGGCAGAGUACAGGAGGCAGAGCUAGCGUCGAAAGGAGGGACGGUAACGUUAAGAUACCGUCACGAAAGAGCGUUGAUUCUUCAAGGAACAGCUUUGACAGGUUUGGGGAGAUGGUGAGGUCGGUUGGAUUGUGCAAUGUGGAUUGUUUGAAAUAAAUGAAGCUCGGGGCCUAACAAUGGGGUCGAUUUGAGGAUACUGUUGGGUGCAGAUAGUAGUAAUAAGACGACUAGUAGUAGUGUAGUAAUGCGCAAUUUUUCAUUGCAUGUCUAUCUUCGUUCCUUGACUGGUCAUGUAUAUUGUUAGGAACAUACGUUCUGAAGUUGUUAUGCCUUGGUUUGAUUCAGCCAGCAAUCAUUCAAUAUAAGUGAAAUUGUCUU
Linum trigynum is the source of this 2912-nucleotide messenger RNA. The record is from the annotation of a GenBank genome assembly. NCBI's taxonomy places the organism in Eukaryota, Viridiplantae, Streptophyta, Magnoliopsida, Malpighiales, Linaceae.